UCUCUUUAUUUCCGCCGCCGUUCAGCUCAACCCUUAACUUCACUCCUCAACUCUGUCUCACGCCUUGACUGCGACACCAUCGGCCCUUAGCUGGAGUCUUUUGCGUCUCCGACCCUCAGCUUCUCACACCCUGACACUCUUAGUCGCGUGAGCCAAUCUCCAGCUAUCCGCUUUCCGGGUUCCAGUCAACCAUUUGAGACUCUACUUAAAACGGUUGAGAGGAGUCCAGACUUCCAUUAGUUCCAGUUCAGAUUGAACAAGAUGAAAUCAAUUCAUGUGUUGAUGAAGCAUUUGAAAGGAGAAAUUGGAUUGCCAAUGAUCCUUUGCACGUUGACUUGGGAGACAUAAUUGAGAAAGGACACUCGGAUGAUGGCACAAGUGGUGGUGAUGAGCCUUUGGAGGUAUAUGAAUCGCUGGAAACACCACUAGUGUCCACUGCAUGUAGCCUUGAUGGUAAUUCCACUUGUCAAAAAGAAAAAGAUCCUCCACAGGUAGAAUUGAAACUUUUACCAACAAAUUUGAGCUUUUCAAAAUGGCCCCCAAAUCAAGAGCAUCAAGCAAACGGCAAAGAGGGGAGACAUCUCAGGCUAGAGAGCAACCCCAAGCCCCAACAUUUGAGCGGUUCCAAACCGCCGAAGCUUUUGGCAGAUAUCAAAGACUGAUGUCCACAAGGUCGAUUAGACAAGAGAGGGGCUUGGAAAUUGAGGUUCCCGCGAGAUGGAAUUGGGGACCUCGAUUUUUGGCUCAGCCAGGAGAUGCAUUUGGCACUGUGGUCCGUGAGUUCUAUGCCAAUGCUAAAGAUGGACUUCAAAACAAUGUAUGCAUUGUCAGGGGUGUUCAAGUGGAUUUCUCCUGUGCGGCCAUCAAUGCAUAUUAUGGUACCAUUGAUCACCAUGGGGAUGAUUAUUAUCACAGGGACUUGAGUGUUGGCAUGAUAAGUAGGGUCUGGCUGAAUAAUAUUGCCCUCUCUUUUAACCCAGCUGCUGAAUGGAACAUCAGGAGCGGUCUGGCCUCUCACAUGGAUUACAAAUACUUUCAACCUUCUGACCGGGCUAUCCUUGAUUUCAUUAAAGCUAAGCUCAUCCCUCACUCGCAUAAAGGCAAUGUCCGCAGAGAUCAGGUCCUUUUGGCCUAUUGCAUCAAGGAGCACAAGACUAUUGACAUAGGGGCCAUCAUAAAUAGAAACAUCCGAGAGACUGCUGAUGUGAAAGGGCGGGUCUACCUUGGCCACUCUUACCUCAUCACACACCUUUGUCAGUUGGCAGGAGUGCCUAUCGAUGAGAGCCAGGAAGCUCGAGUUCUACCGCAAUCUUAUCUUUCCCAGCAGUACAUUGCCACCCGAUAUAGACUUGGUCAGCCCCCUGCCAAUGGGGAUGAUGAUGAUGGGAUGGAGUUAUGAGGAAUGAUCAAAAUGCCCCUCAGCUUGUUGCACCUGCCUCAGCCCAGCCUUAUGCCAUGCGGGAUUUUAUGAGGCAAUUCCAAGAAGAAAUAAGGCUACAACAAGAAGAGAGGAGGCAACAACAAGAAUUCCGGAGGAUGAGUCACGAAGUUGAUUGGUUUGUGGGUACGUCCGUGCACCAGCAAAACCAAGCACUCCUUGGUUUCACUCCUCAAUUUCCACCACCACCACCUUGGCUUCAAGAUCCUCAAUUCAUUCCAGAGUUCUACCGAGGCCAUUACCCACCACCACCGCCCCCGGAUGCCCAUCCCCAAUAGCAGGUUUAGGGAUAUCCUUCAAUAUCUUUCCCCUUAUUUAUUUUGUUACAUUGGGACAAUGUAACUCUCUAAGUGUGGGGGGAAGGAUUGAAGUAUUUUUCCUUAUGUUUUUGCUUUUUCAUUGCUUUGUUAUUUAGUCUUGCUUUUCUUUUUGUUGUUUAGUAUUUAGUUUUGAUAAUUACCUUUCACCCAUAACUUCCAUCCCUUAGGUUUUUGAAAAAUCUGUGCUUUAAUUGUUCAAACAUGUGCUCUUUAGAUUACUAGUACCCCACUUGAGUGUUUGCUUGGAUGAUUCAUGUCCCAUUUGGUUGAUGAAUUAUUUGUCAUAGCACUAUUGCUCUCUCAUGUUGGUUAGUGGUUUGUUUUGGUAGAACUUGCUGCAUCUCAAUGCGCCAUGGGUGAAAUCAAAGUGUAACACAUGAUUGAACUAUUCCUUUGUCAAUAUUCUUGUUAACCAUUUAAUAAUUGGACUAAAUUCUUAAUCUAGUGGUUAGUGCAUUGCUAGUGAAAGAUUAUGUGGAAUUCUGGCAAUGGUUGGCUUACUAGAACUUGUCUCAAUACUCCUCAGGUGUAGUCUGAUUUUUGCAUGUUUACCUCAGGUGUAGUCUGAUUUUUGCAUGUUUAGAAGUGAUUUAGGCCAUUUUUUGAAUACCCAAAGCCUUUAAACCUGCUCAACUCAUAUGUGUUUAUCCCUUGUGUCCCCUUUGAGCCUUUUUCAUUGUUAAAUAAGUGUUAAGCACUUAAUCUCCUCUUUGUGAUUUUCUUUGUUUAACCCUCAUCAUUGACCCUUUAGCUUUUAGCCAAAUUCAUAUCUUUUCACCCUUGAGAGAAUGUUGCUUUUAUUUUUGAUAAUCUUGCAGAAGAGAUUUCAAUAGAGCUUAUACCUAAAAGCAAUCUUUGAUAGAAAAGUUAAUGUGUGUGGGUCUUAAUCGUUUGUAAGAAGUUCGUUUCUUGUUUAGUUUGCUUCAUUCCAAUGAAAAGUUAAAAAAAAAAAAAAAGCUAGUUUACAAUCUUGUUUGGUUGAAUGUUUGAAUUAGACCCCCAUUUCAUUUGAGUUUUGCGCCAUUUCUGAGUUGCUUUUUGCUGCCUGGAUCAAUUUAUCUCUUCUAGGAUUUAACGAUGAUAGAUAAUUGUGUUAUUCUCUCUUUUUUUGGUAAUAUUCUAUACCCUUUCUUUGUUUACCCUUGACCCUUAGCCCCAUUACAAGCUAAAUGAAGACCUAUUUGAUCUUUGCAUGCAAACUUUAGGUCUAUACUAUGAGGAGUAUGAAGGGCAAGCUUAUAGAAUGUUUUUCUGAUGUCAAGUUUUGCAUAAACCUAACUGAGUAUAAGUGCACACUAGAUUUCUCACUACUAAUAAUCUUGGCGCUUGGAUAUUGGCUUGAGAAUGGAUCUUGUGUGCCAAACUGAGAUGAUUUUUGAAGUAUGUUAUUUUGUAGCAAGUUAGUUUGUGGUAUGCAGGUUGUGCAUGAGAGAGUGGGGUGAUUUUUGUGCUUGACUUGUGAUUUAUUAAAUUGUUUUGCUUGAGGACAAAAGUGUGGUGGAUGAUAUAAUCUCAUUUGUACAUGUUUUUUUUGGUAACUUGAAUCAAUUUGAAGGCUUAAGUUCAUUAGAUUGUCAUGUUCAAUACCUAUUUUCUUUGCUUUCUCAUUAGCAUAUGGUUUUAGACUUUGCUUUGAAUGUUUUUAAAUGUUUGGUAGUGUUUUUAAUCCAUUGUAGGACAAGUGCAAAAGUAAGAGAGGUCUUUCAAGCAUAAGUGGAGCCAAAAUGAAGUGGAAUUGAAGGCAUCGUAGGUUCGACGCUUCGAGCCUAGGGCUCGACACGUCCAAAAUUUCCAGCAACCAAGUCAGAAACCUGAUCGAAGGUUUGACGCGUUGAAAAAUUUCGGUACGUGGCCCUGAGGACGACAUUGAAGGCUCGAUGCGUCGAGAUCGCGUAUUCCAGAAUCCUUCUUUGGUGCCGAAGUCUCCUAAUUUACCCCCAUUUGGUUCUUGGUAUAAAAGGACUACCUUCCAUCAACCCUAGGAAGUCAGGCUGCGUUUUUGGAGGCAAAAAUAGAGCAAAAAGCAAGAAGAACCACAUCAAGAACAACAAUUGGUUUUGGAGUAGAGAAAUCGCUAGGAAAAUUUGGGAGAGUUCGUUCUCUUUUUCUUUUACUUCAAUAGUUGAUAGUUGAUAGUGAAUUCUCUGAAAUGUAUUGAAUGCUGUUAUGGCCGAGUGGCUAAAACACUUUGGAAAUUUUUGGUCGAAAGUGUUUAUGAAUCUAUGUGCCUAGAGCUUAAUUUCAUUAAUAUAUUUACAUUUAGAUUUA
Ipomoea nil (Japanese morning glory) is the source of this 4026-nucleotide messenger RNA. RefSeq lists its product as uncharacterized. Lineage: Eukaryota; Viridiplantae; Streptophyta; Magnoliopsida; Solanales; Convolvulaceae. The transcript is spliced from 4 exons. The record is from RefSeq and is a predicted model, not a curated record. Bases 533 to 1399 code for a protein of 288 amino acids.